AUGAAUGGCAUAGUAAAUGGUACUAUGGAAAAUCCGAUUGACACCUCUGCCCCGACUCCCUCAGACAAUAUAGAGAUUAAUAAGGAAUCUGCUUCUGAAGGCUGUGAUAAUGCGAGCAAUGUCUGUGAAAAUAGCAAUCACACUGAGGACAGUAAUCACUUAGACAGUGAGAGCAGUCAAGGAGGUACAGCUAACAGUACUGAAGAAGAUAUAGAAAUUGACAAUAGUAAUUGCAGUGAAAGCCAAGAUGUUGAACUCGAAUUGGCAACAGAUGUACAUGAUCUGGCAGAUCCAGAUACUGAAAAUGAUAAUGAUAAUAUAAUAUUUAUGGACAGUAAUUGUGGCAAUAGUAAUGAAUCAUAUCCAGACUCAUUGACAGGCUGCCAUGUCAAGUCCGAUAUUAAUGAUGAUUUGCUGCGUAAAUUGAUGAUACAAAAAAAUAAAGAAGCCGAAGCAGCAAGAGCUCUAGGUAAAAACACCACUUCCAUCACACGCAUUACUGAAAUUACUCCAGAAGAGAAUUCUGAUACUAUGAAUGACUCAGAAGUUGACUCUUCAGAUGAUGAGAUAUUUGAAUGUGAAGCUAGGGCAGAAGAUACAGUAAGUAUUAAUUCUGACAGUGAACCAGAGAGAAUAGAUGAUUUCGCAGAAGGGGGUGUAAUAAAAAUAAAAAAUAAGAAUAAUGUUAUAGUAUUAGCAAAUGAAGAUUCUCCCAGUCAAAAUGGAAACUCUCAUGGUUCACCAAGUCCAGAAGUUCAAGAAAUUGAAAGUGAUAAUGAUGACUGUCUCGUGGAAGAAGAAAAACCUAAUAGUGAUAACAAAGUACAACUGCGCCGUAGUAGUAGAGCUAUAAAGCGUAAAAAAUAUAACGACGAAGUUGAAAAUGGUGGGCAUAUAUCUGACAUAGAAGAAGUUACAACAGAAACUGUACACCGCAAAAAUAAGCCGAUUGUUAUUAAUGAUACUAAGGCUUUAGUUGAAAUGGCAGCCAGGCAGAUGAAAUUAAAUCAAAAUAAUAACCAGAAGAAGGAACCAACUGUUGUUAUUAUCGAUACUAAUGCCUCACAUUCUGAAAAGGCUUCAGCACCUCCUAAACCUACUGGGUUGCCAAUAAGUUCUAGUUUAAGUGCACAAAGUUUAUAUCAAAGCAUUGUCGCCCGUGGGACAACAGUGACACCCGUUAGCAGCAAGUCUAAUGUGGCAGCACAGAGUUCUUCUCAACCUGCACAAUCUUCUAUAUUACCGUCUUUAACAGAUGAUAUGUUCGUAGUUGAAGCACCUUCAUUUAUUGUGCCCUAUGUUUAUGAAAAACCUUCAGUGAAGCCCUUCAGAGAAUUUGUAGACCUGUUAGGCAAAGAGCUGGAUGAACAGAAAGCCAAAGAAGAAAAAGAAAAACAAAGUAAAGAUACAAAACAGAAGCAUGAUAAAAAAGAAAAUGGUGAUGAGGAGGGAUCUGAUCCUAAAUAUUCAUCUGCACAAUCCGAACAAGGUAAAGAAGUCGAUGACAAGAAAAAGAGGAAAAAAGAGAAAAGGAAGAGAGGCGGCGAAGAAGACGAUGCUUCUUGGGAUGGUGACACAUCCACAGACUCGGAGGAUGAAAUCCUAAUGAGUGAUGAAGAAAAUAAGACUAUUAUUAUUAAAGAUAAAGUUGAUUCUAUUGAAGAGAUAAAAGAUGUUGCAGACUUAACUGCAGAUAAGGUGUGCUCAAACAAAACUGAUAAUUAUUUCGACUGUUCCCUUGGAAAGUUUUUUAUUAAUAUUGGCUUAGGUCUUGUUCAGGAAUAUGUACAAAGUGAUUUAUUAAAACAACAAACUCGAAAAUUAAAUCGUGAGAAGAAGACCGGACAUAGCACUAAAAACACAGAAGCGUCUAUUGCUUCUUUAAUAAAAAAUAUUGAAUUCAGCAAAGAAAAUAAUGCGCCUUAUUCGUUUACACAAAAUAAAUGCGAAUUUUGUAGUUUUAAGACAGAAUCUAAGUUGGCAAUGGCUCAUCACUUGGAGACUCCUCAUAUGAAGAAUAAUGUUUAUAAAUGUAACUUUUGCGCAUUCGAAAUACGAAGUCCUCAUGACAUUUUGUAUCAUAUGGAAGCUGAACACAAUGUUAGAGGAAAGUUAGAGAGAGCACCUGCGUACCAUCAGUGCGCCAACUGUCCUUUUGAGGACAAUGGUAAGGGAAAAUUGGCACGUCAUCUAAUACCGUGUGCCAAGAAAUUCAAACCUGAAACAAAUUUGGCUCCACCGCUUGAAUGGGAACCUCCUGCUAAGAUACCAAAGAUAACGAGAUCCCGCAAUAAUAUGAUGGGUUCUUAUCAAAACACAUUCAAUCGAAGUAAUGUUCAUAACAGUCAGGGACGGCAGUCUUCCAACAUGUCUAAUGCAAUGCCAGGUCUAAGUUCCUCAUACAGGCCUCGGGGCAGGACCCCCAUGACCGUGCCUCCACGUGGCAUGCCUGUUCAUGGCGUGCCGAUCUUGCGCGGUGGUGUGAUGGUCAGGCACAACGCCCCCGUUCUUAUGUCCUCGAACUAUCCAGCUGCAAAUAAUACUAAGCAGAAAUCUGUGCAUCAGCCAUCGAUUUCCAUUACACCCUUACCAAGACAACCACCACCUGUGCAGCUCCCGCCUCCUGCCAUCAACUCGAAGAGUACUUUCGUCAUUUGUGAGAUUUGUGAUGGUUAUAUAAAAGACCUUGAACAAUUACGGAAUCACAUGCAGUGGAUACACAAAGUCAAGAUACAUCCUAAGAUGAUCUACAACAGACCACCCCUUAAUUGCCAAAAAUGUCAAUUUAGGUUUUUCACGGAUCAAGGUCUCGAGCGACAUUUGUUGGGUUCCCACGGCCUCGUGACAAGUUCAAUGCAAGAGGCCGCCAACAAAGGAAAAGAUGCGGGCAGGUGUCCCGUAUGUGGCAGGGUGUAUCAGUGGAAGUUACUGAAUCACGUUGCGCGAGACCACAAUCUGACGUUGAAACCAGCUCAUCUUUCGUACAAAUGUACCGUAUGCACAGCUACAUUUGGAAUGUACAAACAGUUUGAGAAUCAUGUGUAUUCAGCCCAUAGUGUUGUGGCCAAACGAGUCAUGGACAAAAGCAAGAGUUCGGUGCCUGCAAAGACUAAUAAUAGUGAUACUCUUUUGAAGCCAUUAAAAAUUAAUGAUGAGAUUACUAUAAUACCACAGCCAGUGAAGGGAGCGGCUGAAGAUGAUGAUUAA
Spodoptera littoralis (African cotton leafworm) is the source of this 3207-nucleotide messenger RNA. The record is from the annotation of a GenBank genome assembly. NCBI's taxonomy places the organism in Eukaryota, Metazoa, Arthropoda, Insecta, Lepidoptera, Noctuidae.